CACUAUUUCAAUGCUUUUGCUUCUUCUUGAAAUAAUCAAUACUCUCCUUUUUUUAAGUUCUCAUUUUAUGGGAAAGCAGGUAUGAGAUCCUGCAUCUUCCCAAGAGUACUGCACUCUGCACUUGCGUGUUCGAUCUUCUAUUUCACUACCAAAAUGCUAUGGAGACUUGACAAAUGACAAGUGGUCAAGUACACCUUUUAGAUAUGAUAUAACAGUCACAGAGACAGAACUGAGAAAACUGAAGAUUUGGUCAAGAUGCACAAGGGAAUGGACUGGCGUAUUCACUGCUCAAUCUACCCGUAUCCGUGUGUACUGCUUUAUAUAGAUACAGUACAUAUAAACUCAUUCAAACCACGCAACCAACAACUCAUUCUCUAAAAAUCCAUAUGGCCCCAGAAGGAAGGACGCACCGGAGUAGAGCAGGGCCCAACUGGGACCAUCACCGGCCGUCAAGGUGUAAACACUCACACUUCUUCAAGAUAAUACUCCCUUCCACCAUGCAGGACAUGAAACUGAGGCUUCCUGAAAAGUUUGUAAGGGAACAUGGGGAUAAACUUUCCGGUGUUGCUACACUUGCUGUCCCUAAUGGUUGCACUUGGCAAGUGAGGUUGGAGAAGGCUAACAACAAUAUUUGGUUUCAUGGCGGCUGGAGGGAUUUUGUCGAGUAUCAUUCUAUAAAUUAUGGGUACUUCCUAGUCUUCAAAUACAAAGGGAACUCAAAAUUCAAUGUUCUUGUGUUUGAUAUGACUACUUCCGAGAUUAAGUAUCCAUCUAAUGGGGAUAAGAAAAGGCAGGGUAGUUUGAAUGAAAAUGAAAUGUCUACUCCACAAGAGUUGUGUGUAAAAGAGGAAGUAGGUACUGAAUUGAUCGUUAUAGAAAACCUUCCCAUGUCUUCAACAAGAGGAUCUGUGUUAUCUGGAGGAGGAGAAAGGGCAUUGCAAGCAGCCAGAAUGUUCAAGCCACAAAAUCCUUCUUUCAUCCGUGUCAUUCCGGCAUAUAGUUUAAAACGCAAUUUUGUGUAUGUCUGUCCUGCAUUUGCAAAAAAGUAUGCUUGUGGGAAAAAAAAUGUCAUGCUUCAGGCUUCUAGUGGAAAAUGGUGGCCUUGCCAGUUUAGUUUCAAAAAUGGUACAACUUCACCUAGGACAAUCGGCAAGGGAUGGAAACCAUUUGCUAGAGACAAUGGUAUAAAGGAAGGGGAUGUAUGUGUCUUUGAGUUGAUCAACAGGAUGGAAGUUGUGCUGAAAGUUUCAAUAUUUCGCGUAACUGAGUUUGCAUGACAAGUAAACCAACCUUCAGACUUGGACAACUUGCCUAAACUUGUGAUUGGUGAUUUUGACGUGAAACUAAACAUGGUACCUAUUUUCUUUUUGGGAUUUUGAUUACUAGAAGGACCAUGUAUCUUAACGCCAAGACCUUUUGGUAAGUUUUG
Molecule: messenger RNA, 1429 nt
Organism: Quercus lobata
Lineage: Eukaryota; Viridiplantae; Streptophyta; Magnoliopsida; Fagales; Fagaceae
Product: B3 domain-containing transcription factor VRN1-like
Exons: 4
Coding region: 387-1277 (296 amino acids)
Molecular function (GO): DNA binding
Source: RefSeq, a predicted model, not a curated record